AUGAGAGAUGCCACAAUUAAGAGAGCCACAAAUGAGACACCCACCAAUGAGAGAGUCACCAAUGAGAGAGAUACAACCAAGAAGCCUACCAAGAAAGCCAAAAAGUCCAAAAGAAAAGUUGCACAUGAUGAGGAGAGUGAUAGCAGCUAUGACACUGAUUUGGCUGCAUCAUCUGACUCUGACUCUGAUUGCAAUGACCCUGAGUAUGAUCCUGAUUGUGAAAUAGUUGAUGAGGACGAUGUUCCUGUCUUUUCAUAUGAUGUUGAUGAUCCAUGUAUUGAUAAUGAUGUGAUAUUCUCAGAUGUUGACCAGUGCAACAAGAAGUACAUUGGAUGCAAGGUGAAGACGAGUGGAUCAAAGCACACUUGUGGUUCAUUCAACAAAUGUGGUGACACGAUGGCCUCAAAUAAAUGGGUAGCUAAUAGAGUGGUGGACUUGUUGCGGGACAAACCCACAAUGGGACCUAAGGAGUUGCAGGAUGAGCUGAAGAAGAAGUACAAGAUGGAUGUUCCAUAUGACAGGGUAUACAGAGGCAAAGAGAGAGCACUUGACAUGAUAAAUGGGAAGUGGGAUGACAGUUAUGAUUUGCUACCUACUUAUCGCGCUGAGCUUCUCAAAUCAGUACCUGACAGUAUCAUUGAGUUAGACACAGAAGAGCACAAUGGGGAUGUGUGUUUCAGGAGGUUAUUUGUUGCUCUUAAACCAUGUAUUGAUGGUUUUUUGCAAGGAUGCAGGCCCUAUAUUGCCAUGGACUCCACUCACUUGACAGGAAGGUCAAGAGGUCAGUUGGCAUCAGCUGUUGCAGUGGAUGGUCAUAACUGGUUAUUUCCAGUUGCAUAUGGAGUGAUUGAGACAGAGUCUAAGGAAAGUUUGGUAAUCAGUACAGAUGCAGGCAAAGGAAUAGAAGGGGCUGUAGAUGAUGUGUACCCAGGAGUGGAACAUAGAGAGUGUAUGAGGCACUUGUGGAAGAACAUGAAGAAAAAGUACUAUGGUCCCUUGUUUGCUCAGAAUAUGUGGGCAGCCGCCAAGAGCUUCACAAUUGAGAAGUUCAAUUACCACAUGGGGAAGAUAGAGGAGAAGAGUCCUGAUGCACUUUCCUGGUUGGAUAACAAUCAUCCAUAUGUGUGGAGUAGAAGCAAAUUCUCUGAUGACUGCAAGGUAGAUUACAUCAAUAAUAACCUCUCUGAAUGUUUCAAUAGCUGGGUGUCAAAAACCAAGGACAUGCAGAUUGUGGAUAUGCAUGACAAGAUAAGACAGAUGAUCAUAACCAAGUUUCAUUUGAGAGGAAAGAUUGGUAGUAACAUGGAGGGCAGAAUAAUCCCAGCUAUUACUAAGUCUUUGAAUGCUAAAAGCAAGGCUAUUAAGGACCAUGAGGUCUUGACAUGUGGAGCUGGAACAGCUGAAGUAACUGUGUCCACCAUCAGGCAUGUAAUCAACUUGGAGCAGAAGACAUGUAGUUGUAGGGUUUGGCAAGUGACUGGAAAGCCCUGUAGCCAUGCUUUAGCUUUCAUUGCAAAGCUUAGUAGGGAGGUACAUAUGGAUGACUUUGUCCAUGAAUACUUCUCUGUUGAGAGGUUCAGAAAGGCAUAUGCAGGUGUUUUUAAUCCAAUGACAUCGAAGCAUCAAUGGCCACGUGUUGACAUAGGUUGCAAAAUCAAGAAGCCUAAAUUGCGAAGGAAACCUGGGAGACCAAGAGUAUCCAGGAUCAAGGCAUCUGAUGAGGCACACACUAGGAAGAGAAGAGAAUGCACCGAAUGUCAUGAACUAGGACAUACAGCCAAGCAUUGCCAAGGAGGUCUCACAGCUAGUCAAAAGAGGAGGUUUUCAUCUUCAGAAAAUACAUCAGGAGAGGGGAGCAAUGAUCCAAGUGUUACACACACAUCAAAGUAA
Molecule: messenger RNA, 1890 nt
Organism: Phragmites australis (common reed)
Lineage: Eukaryota; Viridiplantae; Streptophyta; Magnoliopsida; Poales; Poaceae
Exons: 5
Coding region: 1-1890 (629 amino acids)
Biological process (GO): DNA transposition
Molecular function (GO): transposase activity; zinc ion binding; DNA binding
Source: RefSeq, a predicted model, not a curated record